AUGGUCAAAGUAACAGUAGCUGGAGCAGCAGGUGGAAUUGGUCAACCAUUAUCAUUAUUAUUAAAAUUAAAUUCUAAUGUAACAGAAUUAUCAUUAUUUGAUAUAGUAAAUGCAAAAGGAGUAGCAGCAGAUUUAUCUCAUAUAAAUACUCCUGCAAUAGUUAAAGGAUAUCAACCGGAAUCAAAGGAAGAUAAAACUGCUAUAGUUGAAGCAUUAAAAGGUUCUGAUUUAGUUAUAAUACCUGCUGGAGUACCAAGAAAACCAGGAAUGACCAGAGCUGAUUUAUUUAAUAUUAAUGCAUCAAUUAUAAGAGAUUUAGUUGCAAAUAUUGGAAAAACUUGUCCAAAUGCAAGUAUAUUAAUUAUUUCAAAUCCUGUUAAUUCAACUGUUCCAAUAGCUGCACAAGUUUUAAAAAAAUUAGGUGUAUUUAAUCCUAAAAAAUUAUUUGGUGUUACAACAUUAGAUAGUGUUAGAGCUGAAACUUUUUAUGGUGAAUUAACAGGAAUAAAUCCUACUUUAUUAAAAGGUAAAAUUUCUGUAAUUGGUGGACAUUCUGGUGAUACUAUUGUUCCAUUAAUUAAUUAUAAUACAAAUAUUCCAUUAUUAAGUAGUGAUAAAAUUUAUGAUGGAUUUAUUAAUAGAGUUCAAUUUGGUGGAGAUGAAGUUGUUAAAGCUAAAAAUGGUGCAGGAUCAGCUACAUUAUCAAUGGCUUAUGCUGGAUAUAGAUUUGCUGAAUAUGUUAUAAAAUCAUUAACUGGUGGUGAUUCAAUAAUUUCUAAAGUACCAGAUUCAGCAUAUAUUUAUUUACCUGGAAUUGAAGGUGGUAAAGAAUUUUCUGAAAAAUACUUGAGUGGUAUUGAAUUUUUCUCCGUACCAGUUUAUUUAACAAAUGGGUCCAUUUCUGGAUUUGUUGAUCCUUUUAAAAAAUUAAAUGUUAGUGAAAAGGAAAAGAAAUUAAUUGAUGUUGCUUUAAAGGGAUUAAAAGGUUCAAUUGAACAAGGUAUUGAAUUUGUUAAUGCAUCAAAAUUAUAA
Messenger RNA from Lodderomyces pseudojiufengensis, 1032 nucleotides. It is a transcript of the gene MDH1-3, whose product is annotated as malate dehydrogenase. NCBI's taxonomy places the organism in Eukaryota, Fungi, Ascomycota, Pichiomycetes, Serinales, Debaryomycetaceae. Gene Ontology annotation, molecular function: L-malate dehydrogenase (NAD+) activity. The coding region runs from base 1 to 1032 and encodes 343 amino acids. Gene Ontology annotation, biological process: tricarboxylic acid cycle; malate metabolic process. The transcript has a single exon. The record is from RefSeq and is a predicted model, not a curated record. Gene Ontology annotation, cellular component: cytoplasm.